Camelina sativa (false flax) is the source of this 597-nucleotide messenger RNA. Its product is annotated as heat stress transcription factor A-5-like. Gene Ontology annotation, cellular component: nucleus. The record is from RefSeq and is a predicted model, not a curated record. Gene Ontology annotation, biological process: cellular response to heat; regulation of transcription by RNA polymerase II. Lineage: Eukaryota; Viridiplantae; Streptophyta; Magnoliopsida; Brassicales; Brassicaceae. Gene Ontology annotation, molecular function: RNA polymerase II cis-regulatory region sequence-specific DNA binding; DNA-binding transcription factor activity.
CCGGUUCACUGUCCGGUUUGGGUUUCAAAACAUUGCUAUAAAUAAAAAAAUAAUGCUUCGCAUCUUGUUAAUAAUUCUCAAACCCUAAAAACUCAAUUUCGUCUCGCGACUUGAAGGAUGGUUCACAAUUGUUUCCCAAGGGGAUUGUCUUCGUUCUACGUCAGAGUCUAUCAGGUUGUUGAUGAUCCUUCAACGGAUUCAAUCAUCUCGUGGAGUAGCAACAACAGUUUCAUUAUCUGGAACGUGGGAGAGUUUCGCAGAAAGAUUAUGCCGACGUGUGUUGAAUUUGGUUUUAACUUCUCAAGUUUUGUCGCCAAGCUUCGUUCUCAUGGCUUUAAACGAGUUAAAGGGCCUGGACAGAUGGAAUUUGGAGACGAGUAUUUUGUCGUAGAUCAACCGCAGCUUUUGAGGUUGAUGAUGGUCGAAGCUUUGAGGACUAAACGUAAUGCAAAGAAAGCUAAAGCCAAAGCUAGGAAAGAUCGAGUGCAAGUAGAGUUUCUCUUGAAACACUUGCAAAUUUAAUCAUAAUAAAAUCGUAACUUCUUGUAUAAGAUUAGUAGUAAUGAAUAAUGUAUGUUUUGUAUAAACCGCUUUUUG